CCAGAGCAGAGACAACCUUUAGCUCCGGAGCUCCGCGGCGCAGGCACCAUGGCCCCCCGCGGACCCACAGCCUCUACCGCCGGGAUCCCGACGCUUCUCAACGCGAGGACAUGACGCCCGGACUGGGAUAGUCGUGUGUUUGGCUCUGGGACAUUUGGAGAGACUUGUGGAGGCGUCAGGGCAGAGUUUUGGAGGACGUUAGCGCCGUUAGCCUCGUUAGCUCCGUUAGCUCCGUUAGCUCCGUUAGCCUCGUUAGCUCGGAGCUCCGGCGCUUAUAUAAACACAGCGGGCGGAUGUGCCGCGGCUCGCCGGGUAAACAACACCGCAGCCCGGCCUCGGAGCGGACACCCGUCGCUUUAUGACGGUGGAUCUAAAGUAGCACCUUUUUAUUUUUAGUUUAUUUAGUUUUGUAGAAGUUAAUGAGGCAGAGUAAAAGAAAAUGUAAUCUCCUUAAACAGAGGCUCAGCCCGGAGGAUCUAAACUCUGCUCACUCGAAAAACACAUUUAGAUUCAGCAGAAGUUUUCUUUUAUUAUUAUUAUUAUUAUUUUUAACAUUUUUGUCAUUUUCUAAACCCGCGGAGGAACCGAAGCAGUGCUCGGUUCAUCUGGGCCAACUAAAAGAACAGAAUCGAACCGGGGAGAGUGGCCCGUGAAGAGUCCCCGGGCCACAGCAGAGACAGUCGGGCUCCAGUCGGGCUCCAGUCGGUGCUGACCGCGGUGGUCGUGUGACUGACCCGGGUCCGAGCCUUCUUCACCGGCGAUGGAGGCUGGGGCCGAGCGACGCGCAGAGCCACGACACAAGCUGAAAUAAAAACCCGCUCGACAGAGACAUGGAGACCGGGCUCAUGAACCACCAGGGCCCGGCCGAGGUGUUCAUCCACCCGCUGUCCAACCCGGGGGCGGCGGGGAUCUGCCCGGAGAUGCUGGAGGUGGCGGAGGAGGCGAACCGGGCGGGGGACUACGAUCUGGCCGUGGAGAUCUACAGCUCCCAGCUCCAGGACCUGCCGCAGCCGGACCGGGGCUUGUGUCUGCGGAAGGCCGACUCUCUGGCCAGGGCGGGUCGGAUCUCGGAGGCGCUGGAGUCGUACUGCACCGCGGCGGGGAUCAGCAAACUGCAGCCGCACGAACUGCCCCUGCUGGUGGAGACCAUCGCCAAGAGUCUGCGGGAGAAGGAGCUGGGCAUCCCGUGGGCCGCGAGUCACGGCCACGGGGGCACGGGGGAGGACGGAGAGUGCCCGGAGGAGGACGAGGCCCUGGACCUGUUCUCGUGCCGUUUGUGCCGGCGCCUCCUGCAGGACCCGACCACGCUGGAGUGCGGACACACGUUCUGUAAGCGGUGCCAGGACGAGCGCGCCGCCCAGGACUGCGCCCAGUGUAAAGCCAAAGCGCCGCCCGGCCCCUGCCCCCAGCGCCGCGUCAACGUGCUCCUCUGCGGCCUCCUCGACAAACUGUUCCCGUCGGAGAGCCGGGCGCGCCGGCUCUGGGUGGAGGCCGAGCUGCACUGGAAGAACAACAACCUGAAGGACGCCCUGGACAAGUUCAACGCCGCCGUGGAGCUCGCGCCCUCCACUGGACGGCUCCUGGUACAACGCGCAGAGCUGCACAUGGAGAUGCUGAACUACAGUCAGGCCGUGCAGGACGCCAGCGGCCUGUGUCGCAUCGCCCCCCACUGGACCAAGGCUCACUACCUGAAGGCCACAGCUCUGACUCGAGCGUCGCGCACGGACGAGGCGCUGCAGGAGUACUUCCUGUGUGUGGCGCUCAAACCGGACUGGACCAAAGCCAAACUGGAGGCGCAGAAGGUUCUGAGUGAUCUGUUCUCAUCGGUGUUCGAGCGCGAGGACAUGCCCACGCCCCUGCACCCGCUCCAGGGGGGUCUGGCCACCCGCCUCAUCAAACCCGCCGCUCUGCUGGGGUCCCUGAAGGCCCCCGGGCACCGAGCGGGGGGACCCUCCUCCUCCUCGUCCUCCUCUUCCUCACAGGACUCUGAGCUGAGCGUGAGUAAAACUGCUCCUCCUGAAGACUCCAGACUGACUCUGCCUCCGGGCGCCGACCCGCCGGACACGGGGCCCGGAGGCUCCAAGAGUCGGGCGGGCGUCCUGGCCGCUCUGCCCGCGCCCCCUGGUGGCCUUAAGAGGAAACACAGCGGAGAGGGGCCCUCAGGAGCCCCGUCGAAACUGCUCAAGACGGGAGGUGGUCAGGGGGCGCCGCUGUGCGGGGGCAGGCUGGUCCCGGCCGAGCUGCUGGACAGUGGAGACCUGGAGUGUUCUCUGUGCAUGAGGUUGUUCUACGAGCCGGUCACCACUCCGUGUGGACACACAUUCUGCCUCAAGUGUCUGGAGCGCUGCCUGGACCACAACCCCAACUGCCCCCUGUGCAAAGAGAACCUGUCCGAGUACCUCGCCAACCGCGGCUACAACAAGACGCUGCUGAUGGAGGAGGUGCUGCAGCGUUACCUGGGAGACGAGCUGGCGGACAGGAAGAAGAUCCACGAGGAGGAGAUGAAGGAGCUCUCCAACUUGAACCAGGAAGUGCCAAUCUUCGUGUGCACCAUGGCCUUUCCCACCAUCCCGUGCCCGCUCCACGUGUUCGAGCCGCGAUACCGACUCAUGAUCCGCCGCUCCAUGGAGACGGGCACCAACCAGUUUGGCAUGUGCAUCGCCGACGACCUCAAAGGCUUCGCCGACUACGGCUGUAUGCUCCAGGUGCGUGAUGUGAAGUUCUUUCCUGACGGCCGCUCUGUGGUGGACACCAUCGGAGUGUCUCGUUUCAAGGUCCUGAGUCACGGUCAGAGAGACGGGUACAACACGGCCAAGAUCGAGUACCUGGAGGACAAGAAGGUGGAGGGAGAGGAGCUGCUGGAGCUUCUGAAGCUCCACGACGCGGUGUACGAGCAGGCCAACAGCUGGUUCACCUCUCUGAGGGACAACAUGAAGAGCCAGAUCCUCAGUCACUUUGGGCAGCUGCCCGGCAAAGACCCCGACCCGCAGGCCAGUCCCAGCGGUCCGGCCUGGUGCUGGUGGCUCCUCGCCGUCCUGCCCCUGGAGAACCGAGCCCAGCUCACCAUCCUGGCCAUGACCUCCCUCAAAGACCGCCUCAUGGCCAUCCGCCGGGUCCUGAUCUUCGUCACCCGCAAGCGCUCGCGAUGAUCCCCACCGACGAGCUCCGCUCUGGGCCUCACGCCAGGCCCUGCGCCUGGUCCUGUGCAGGGCCCCGCGCCGGGCCUGGUGCCGGGCCCGGCGCCGGGCCCGCCGGGCCUGGUGCCGCUCACUCUGACCUCUGUUUUCUAUGCACCACUUCAUCUCCACACGCACAUGUGAACACACUCUUACCUCUUUUCCACCGUCACUGGGCCAAUGCAAACCUCCUGUUACACUGUGGACUCGUGCACUUCCAGGUGAUGCAAAUCCAGAAGAACCACACUGUCUGAGCUUCCUCGUGAAAACGGCUGCCGCAGAAGUGUCCUACACACGUGGACUCUGGACAAACUUUAGACCCGGAUCGACCAAAUCGUGUUGCUCUGACUUCCUCAGAUAAACAGUAUUGCCUUUACCUGAAGUAAAAAUCCCUGUUUUUACUCUUAAGACAGAAACCUGAGCGAUGGAGACUGAGCCAGGUGGAAAAGAGGUAACUGCACGAGCUCUGAGGCCUCCGAUUCUGCUCCUUCAGCUGUGCAAGGCCACAAAUAAAACCUGUAUUUCUUUUGGAAAAAUUUUGUAAUUUUGUCAGAAUCCCUAAAAACACAGAGCACUAGACACACUUUAAAACUCCAAAGCUUUAGUUCUUACUUAAAAAAACCUAAACCUGACCCCAACAGAAUUUGGACAAGUUUACAUUUAUAUUCAUGCCACUGAAAACUGUUCUGUCUGGAUCUAAACCUGGACCAAAGAAACCAGGACAAACCCUAAAUCAAAUACUUUUAGGAAAAAAAGAAAGACAAAACAGUUCUGACAACUCAAAAGCAACGGCCACGUUUACAUGAGAGCUUUAAUUCCAAAUAAAAAUAAAUUCUACUUUAAAUAGACCACGAUUAUUCUCAGUUAAACUUAACUCUGAAGUAAGUGGGUGGUUUAUUUCGACGUUAAAGCCGAGUUAAUUUAUUCCCUGAUUAUUUAAACGUUUAUUGUUCUUAAAAAUAAUCACACUCGUCGGGUCUGAGGCUCUGUGAGGUGGAGACCCGGAGCGAACGUUGUUACGCUGGAAGAACUACAAAUAAUAAAAACAUAAAAACAUGAACCUUUUCAAAGAGAGAGCGGAAAGGUUUGAAGGAGGAGGGUCCACGGACAGAAACGCCGCGCAAACGAGCGACAACGGUCGAAGCAGGAGCGCG
Boleophthalmus pectinirostris (great blue-spotted mudskipper) is the source of this 4330-nucleotide messenger RNA. RefSeq names its product LON peptidase N-terminal domain and ring finger 2 (gene lonrf2). The record is from RefSeq and is a predicted model, not a curated record. The coding region runs from base 831 to 3149 and encodes 772 amino acids. The transcript has 13 exons. Gene Ontology annotation, molecular function: protein binding. Lineage: Eukaryota; Metazoa; Chordata; Actinopteri; Gobiiformes; Gobiidae.